AUGUCGUGCUUUCUGAAACCUGUCGAUUAUAACGAUAGUGAAGAUAAAUCUCGCUUAGUUAAAGCGAGACCAGUUGAUCCGAAGUUCGCUCGGAAAUUAGGCAGUUAUGCCGCUGGCAAAGAUUUUGUUACUGGAAGCGUGCAGAGAAAAAGUAAUGUAAAAAUGGAGAACGAUCCAAAUGCUGGCGAAAUAAGGGAAGAAAAAACUGGAUUAGAACAGCGCAAUAAACUUGGUGCAAAGAUAUUAAAAGCGAAGCUACAAGGAAAAGUAUCUCUGGUAGAAAAGUUGGAGAAACAGUUGCAGGCUUUAACAGAAGAUGGACCAGACCAUUCUUCGACUUCUAAAAUACUCUUUAGAACUGAUGGAGGUGAUGUGCGGAUACCUAUUACUAUGAAACUAAAAAGAAAGGAUUUAAAAAGUCGUGGCAAAAUUGCAGCAACUUAUCAUGCCGAUCAAAGUAUCCAUGAUAUGGUAGCUGAAGAAAAAGAAACAACAUCUGCUGGUCAUAUUUUUAACGCCUUUAAGGCCGCAGCGAAACAUCGAAUGGAAGAAGAGUGGGUCAUUGAUGAUGCAGUGAUGAGCAUAAAGCGAUCACGGAUGGGAGAAGAGAAAGAGCAAAAGAGGAACCGAAACAGUCUAAUAAGAGGUAAGCUUAUUUUUGCUUUUUCUCUAGUAUUAUAG
Messenger RNA from Brugia malayi, 681 nucleotides. RefSeq lists its product as uncharacterized. NCBI's taxonomy places the organism in Eukaryota, Metazoa, Nematoda, Chromadorea, Rhabditida, Onchocercidae. The record is from RefSeq and is a predicted model, not a curated record. The transcript has 5 exons. The coding region runs from base 1 to 681 and encodes 226 amino acids.